Molecule: messenger RNA, 3500 nt
Organism: Amoebophrya sp. A120
Lineage: Eukaryota; Dinophyceae; Syndiniales; Amoebophryaceae
Source: the annotation of a GenBank genome assembly
AGGCGACCUGGUGUAAUGUCUAGAGUAAGAGAAGUGGCAAGUAGUAGUGAUAGUGAAAGCAACAUUUUUACUAGGUAGUCGCAGAGCCAGAACCUUCAUUCCCCGGCCGUGGUUUACGUGUGUAAAACGUUGAAAGUCGUUUUGAUCAUCCAAACGCGUUGUGAAAAAUGUGUGAUAACGAGACAAAGAAAAUGAUUCCGCUUGUUCCGGAGAAUAAAGCCACGGGAACGGAAAGCGGGAGCCUUGCAGGCUGCACCCUGGUGGCAAGAGGGAAUGCAGAAGUAGGGGAUAUCACGACGUCGACACCCGAGGUUUCUUUGAUGACACCAACCACGGACAGCAGUCCUAGCGAAGGCCCGGAGGUAGAUGAUCUUUUGGAAAGCAAUUACACUAUCCAGGCGAACGAGCAAUGUUCUUACGAAAACGACACGACCCUGCGCGCGGACAUCCGGGAUGGAGAUGAACAAGAAGAACAGCGGACGACGCGGGAACAAGAAAAUCGACGACAUGAAAAACUCAGAUCCUACUACGCUAACAAGGCUCUGACAGCAGCAACCUUGCGUAAGAACGCAUCGUCAUCGUGCAAAAAGAUGAAACAUGACGUCGAGCAAAAGAUAAAUAGCGUCAGCUACGAACACCUUCUCGCCACAGAAAUUCGGAACAGCGGCUACCUCCUCUGCAAUCACCUGGACACAAGCAAGCUGGUGGAUUUUCUGAAGGAGCAUAAGAUGCUUUGUUCCUCCGGUGUCGUUCGCUCGUUUGUCCCGGAAGUGGACGCGAGGUACUUGCAAAUUCUCUUCCCCUACAAACCCGUACAACGACAAGGAGGCGACAGCGCUCAACACCCCAAAAUAGAUCUGGUUCACCAGGAAGCGCUGCAGCAUAUGCAGAAGGAGGUGCUGUUCCACCCUGAGAGUGUCAAGAAACUGAAGUUGAUCCCGCUGAACGCGCAGGGAACGAGUUUGCUGGUCCGGGGGAACAAGGUUUUUGGCGCCACAGGAGCACGAGUUGCAACUUUGCUUGUAGAUCAGGCUGGAAACGACGAGGACUCCAGUACAACAUCACUGGAAGAGCUGCACAACGGCGACGAGAAUGCCAUGCCUACAGCGAACAAGCUGUACACAAAUUACUUGAACACUAUCGUCGGCAGAGAAAAACGAUAUCUCAUGUUUUGCCACCCGCGAAGCGGGGACGGGGCGGACGACGAUGUGGAGUGGUUUUUCAAAAGGAACAGCGAAAUUCUAGGCACGGGCGCAAAAACUGACCCGGACACGGAGAUAAGGCAGAUCAUCGGACAGGUGGUGGCACAGAAGUCGAAGUCCUCGUCCUCCUCGAACAGUACCAAAAAUGAGGACCAUUCGGCGCCGGUCCUCCAUAAAGAAUCUUUGCGCACCACGACCAGUACUUCUAGAGGUGAAGUACAAGAUCACGAGCCUUCCGCCACCAUGCUUUCCCCGAAGACCAUGCUUCCCUUCUCCACCGAGGAAGAAAAGCGGGUUUUUCUGCACGAAAAAACCAAAACCCUUUCAUCCGCAAAUAAUUCUCCAAAUAAAACCUUCACCUUUAUCGACCUGUUUGCCGGCAUUGGCGGUUUCCGCCUGGCGUUAGAAGCUCUCGGGGGCGUGUGUCUCGGUGCCUGCGAGCUGGACAAAUUUGCUCGACAGACGUAUGAGAAAAACUUUCAUCCCAACUUGAAACACAACUUUGGCGCGGGCUGGAGCUAUCGGCAGCCGGUGGGAGUCCCGAUUCGGUUGGACGAGUGUGACGAGUUUUUUAUCAACGAUGUGACGCGAUUGGCUUUCGACAGCACUGGUGUCGUGCGAGAUUGUGGCGAGGAGGCCUCUUCAAGAGAUGAAAAUAAGGCUUCCUCAGAGAUGAACUUCUACUCGGCAUCUUCAAGUCAACACGAACAACAUCAUCUUCCCUCUGCUACUGCCAAGGUCGAUCUUUUGACCGGCGGUUUCCCGUGCCAAUCUUUUUCGACACUAGGUAAGCAGACGGGCGUACACGAUCCGGAACGAGGAGGGCUGUUUUUCCAUUUAGUCCGCAUAUUACGGGAGCUCAAACCUCGGUUCUUUCUGUUCGAAAACGUGCGGGGGCUGCUGACACUGGAAGAAGGAAAGCCGUUCGAAAAGAUGGUGCAGAUGCUGGAGUGUAAUGGGCUGUACGAAGUCGAAUAUGAGAUCGUGGACGCAGGGGAUUUUUUGCCGCAACGACGCGAACGGGUCUACAUCACGGGGGCGUUGCGGGAGGAGAAGUAUGCGCAUUUGUUCACAACUUCGCCGAAAACUGCAGUUGAUGUCCCGACCGGGAAAGACGCAACUGCGCUGUUAUCUUUACGAGGCCGUAUAGUGCAGAAGCUGUCCUCGUCUGUUGAUUGCGCAGGAGCUCCGGAUCAGCAUAAUCCGGCGCUGCACAAAGAAAGUCGAGCAAAAAGUGCUCCUUCCUGUAGUCCACUGGGGAAUACAAAAAUCUCAUUACAAAGCGUGCUGGAUUGCAACAGCACGGUCGAUCGGCGGUACUUCCUGCUCCCCGCACAGUGGGACAAGGUGCGGAGACAGCGCUACCAGCAACUGCACAAGGACGGCACGGGGCGACUGGUGUCCGAGCAUUUGACGCACGCCCAGACUUUGUGCAGCAACUACCGAACCAAUUUUUUCAUGUUCAGCCAGCUGGUGGCGGAUUUGAGGGGAGAUGAAACGGAAGGAAGAAAUCUUUGUGGACAGGAAGUAGUAGGCAUUGGUGGUGAAACUGAAAAUGGUGGUGAAUUAUCUGCAACGACGACGACGAGAGAUGAAGUUGCCGAUGCUGGCCAGCAUUCGGGUGCGGGGGAUCCGGGAUUCCAGCUAAAAACCACCACAGGCAGCUCCGGCUCUAGUUGCACUUCUGCCAUGAUCAAGAACGGGAAAAUGACAAACCACGGCGGAAAGACCGAGUCACCACGACCAGAGCCACUUCCUCAGCAAGAAGAACAAACUAAUCUUCAGGAGCUCACCUCGUCGCUGCUCGACCCGCACCGGGAGGGCCAAAAACGACCCCGGUUUUUCACCCCGAGGGAGUGUUGCCGGUUGCAGGGGUUUCCGGAAGACUUUGAAAUCCCGAGGAAGGACAACUUGGGGGAGGAGGGCCGGUUUUACCACCAAAUCGGCAACGCGGUCGUGCCCGCGGUCAUUGCACUGGUAGCCGGCCCGGUCGUGGAGCACAUUGUCAGGAAAGAUGAAGAAGAAAACCGGAAGAGGUGCAACAGUUGCGGCACUGGUGAGCUUAAGGAAAACGCCUUUAAUACUUUUCCGCUAGACGUCGAGAAGACCGUGCUGGAUUUGCUAGCCCGGGCCAGGAAGGGAGCACUUGGGGGCUGUUCUCAACACACCGACGGAGGUUCAAAGAAUGAUAAACAGACAGAUCAACCGGAAAGCGUGGUGCCGAGGAAGAAGCGGUCUGCCUCUUCUGGUCUGGGCCCGAGCCUCCACCAGGAGGAACAAAAGCGGCUCAGAGCAUAA